CGUCAUUCUGCGCACACACACACACACACACAGCCUUUUGGUCGACGGGACGGACUAGACUUUUAUCCUGUGUGUCUGUCCCAGGUCCAGCUUAUGUGCAUAUUGUCGCUAUCGACACGACACUUGAACGCCGCGUUUCUGCUGCUGCUUCUUCUCUCCGCCAAGUCCUUGGUUGUAGCCCUGCUGAGGGGUGUUUGGUUCUUGUGGUGGGUGGAGUACCUCUCUCCAGCAGCCAUGUCGGGCUUCAAUCUUCUGCAUCUAAUAACCAAGAGCCAGCCUGUAGCUCUGAGAUCCUGCAGUCUUCCCUCAGGAGCAUGUAGAACUAAGAAGACAUGGCCAGUGAGCUUUUCUCAGGAGGAUCUGAGAAAGCGCCUCACACCGAUGCAGUAUCAUGUUACCCAGGAGAGAGGAACUGAGAGGUAGGACGGCUCACUGUAAACACUG
Messenger RNA from Morone saxatilis (striped sea-bass), 444 nucleotides. It is a transcript of the gene msrb3, whose product is annotated as methionine sulfoxide reductase B3. The record is from RefSeq and is a predicted model, not a curated record. Gene Ontology annotation, molecular function: peptide-methionine (R)-S-oxide reductase activity. Gene Ontology annotation, biological process: protein repair; response to oxidative stress. Gene Ontology annotation, cellular component: cytoplasm. NCBI's taxonomy places the organism in Eukaryota, Metazoa, Chordata, Actinopteri, Moronidae.